CUUUCAACUUCUCUCUCCUCUCUCCCCCUCCCGCCCUCGGCCAUGAUCUGAUGAGUUUGAUGAGUUUGAUGAGUGUUACUUAAGCCGCACAAACAUUGAUUCAACUCUAUUAUUCAGUCCAACCCUUUCUUGCUAGGGUGUCACACUAUGGCGUCACGCACGAUCGUACUGAGGUUCGAAAGCCGCAACGGCCAGUUCCGGUUGACGGUCAACCCGCAAGAACUGUUCCCGUCUCUGCAGCCACAGAUCCUAGAACGCCUCCCUCCGAACGUCGAUCCCUCAUCUAUCACUCUCUCCAACCGGCCCAUCGGCACCGGUGGUGAAGAAAGACUUCUUAACAGUUUAGAUGGCGUGGGUUUGGACAAAGUUGGUUUGAAGCACGGCGAUAAGCUCUUCAUCGGGUAUCAAGAAAACCAAGGACAACAGAAUGGCACAGCCAACGGCCACAUAACCCCCAGCGCGGGUGAAGCUUCGCGACGUCUAAAUGGAGCUCCCGUGCCCCAAAGCGAAACGGUAACCUUCCGCCCUCCGCGGCCGACCUCGCCUACAGCCACGAUCAAGAACCCUUGGGACGUGGUGCAACAAUCGCCGCUAGAUGAUAUGCUGGACAAGAAGGAUGGGAAGAUCAAGCGAGGCCUGGAUACGAAGUUCUGCCGACACGGCCCCAAGGGAAUGUGCGAUUACUGCAUGCCGCUCGAGCCCUACGACCCCAAGUAUUUGGCGGAGAAGAAGAUCAAACACCUCUCGUUCCAUUCGUACCUGCGGAAAAUCAACGCCUCGACCAACAAAGCCGAACUCAACAGCUCGUUCAUGCCCCCGCUCAGUGAGCCGUAUUACCGCGUACGGCGAGACUGUCCCUCUGGACACCCGCAGUGGCCGGAGGGCAUUUGCACCAAGUGCCAGCCGAGUGCGAUCAGUCUGCAGCCUCAAGAGUUCCGGAUGGUGGACCACGUGGAGUUCUCCUCGCCGGAUCUCAUUAACUCGUUGCUCGACUUUUGGCGGAAGUCGGGCGCUCAACGGUUAGGGUUUCUCUACGGUACCUAUGAGGAGUAUAAGGAGGUUCCGCUGGGUGUGAAAGCCGUGGUCCAGGCCAUCUAUGAGCCACCGCAAGUGGAUGAGGUGGAUGGAGUUACGCUCCAUGAAUGGCCCAACGAAAAGGAGGUGGACGAGGUUGCACAUCUAUGUGGUUUGGAGAGGGUUGGCGUAAUCUUUACGGACCUACUGGACGCAGGUCGUGGAGACGGUUCGGUGAUUUGCAAACGACACAUCGACUCCUACUAUUUGUCCUCCUUGGAGAUUGCUUUUGCGGCGCGGUUGCAAGCGCAACACCCGAAGGCCACGAAAUGGAGCCGAACAGGCCGCUUCGGCUCGAAUUUUGUCACCUGUGUGCUGAGUGGCGACGAGGAGGGCGCCAUUGCAAUCAGUGCUUACCAGGCGUCAGUAGCGGCCGUCGAGAUGGUCCGCGCGGACAUUGUUGAACCAUCGGCAGAACCCUCUGUCAUGCUGGUGCAAUCCGAGGACGACGACACCGAGAACAAGUCGCGGUAUAUCCCCGAAGUCUUCUAUCGCAAGAUCAACGAGUACGGCAUCAGCGCUCAGCAAAACGCGAAACCCAGCUUCCCCGUCGAGUACCUCCUGGUCACCUUGACACACGGUUUCCCAACGGACGCCUCCCCCCUAUUCACCGACAGCAGCUUCCCCAUCGAGAACCGCGAAGUCAUCGGCGAAAGCCAAGAGCUCAUCCACGUGGCGAAGAAGCUAGUAACCCACGGCGACCCGGACAAAGCAAUCCGGGCCGUCUCGGACUUCCACAUGCUGUGCUUCCUGCACUCCCUGUCGACAUUCAACAAGGACGAAGAAGCCCUACUAUGCCGCGUCGCGACGCAACGUGCCCCCGCAGAUGGCCUGCAGCUGAUCAACACCUCUGGAUGGGCUACCCUGGUGACCAUUCUUCAGGAAAGUGGGAGCUAGUCUAGAAUGAAAUUCUUUUGUUGACUAGUCCGAUGACCGAAUCCCAACCUAUCCCAAAUCUCCUUCCGUCUAUCUCUAUAUCCUACCUCUUUCUGCCUGUCCAUCACUAUGUCACUCUGUGUCUCGGGCUCC
Molecule: messenger RNA, 2103 nt
Organism: Aspergillus piperis CBS 112811
Lineage: Eukaryota; Fungi; Ascomycota; Eurotiomycetes; Eurotiales; Aspergillaceae
Gene: npl4
Product: nuclear protein localization protein 4
Exons: 5
Coding region: 148-1971 (607 amino acids)
Biological process (GO): ubiquitin-dependent protein catabolic process
Cellular component (GO): nucleus
Molecular function (GO): ubiquitin binding; ubiquitin protein ligase binding
Source: RefSeq, a predicted model, not a curated record